AUGUUACAUCCUUCACAAACGCGUUGGUUAUCUCUAAUUGCAGUAGUCAGUAGAAUAUUAGAACAAUGGGAUAGUCUGAAACUCUAUUUUACUGACACUUACUUAAGUCAACGUUUGAUUUCAACUGAGACUAUAUACUGUGGAUUAAAUGAUCCAUUCAUGAAGCUUGGGUUUUUGUUUUUAAAUUGGAGCUUGCCGUUAUUUACAAGGUUUAAUAUGUAUUUCCAAACAGAGCAAGUAGUCAUAUUAGAAUUGCACGAUAAAAUUGUUAAUCUGUACAAAGAAAUAUUACUAUGCUUUCUUAAAAGAAGUUAUGUAUUACAAACGCCAUUGGACAAUAUCAAUCCUAACAAUGGUGAGUUUCAACUUAUAGAUACUGGAUUAUACCUUGGGGUGGGCGUUAUGGAUUUGGUCAAUGAUCCAAAAGUUGUAGCUGAUAAUGUUAGGCGGAAAGAUUUUUUUAAAAGGUGUAGAGAUUUUUUCAUUGUUGCUGCCAUGGAAAUAAAAAAGCGUUACAAUAUGUCUGAUCCAGUACUAUCAAAAUUACAUAUGCUUAAACCAGAGAAUGCAAUAUCUCAUGCUUUCAGGGAAACUUCUCCUACUCUGUUAAGUUUAAUUAAAGUUUUACCAAGGGUUGUUACUGAACCACAGAUGAUUCAGAUAAUUGACGAUGGUUGGAGCCGCGAACUACAGCGCUAG
Messenger RNA from Macrosiphum euphorbiae (potato aphid), 699 nucleotides. Lineage: Eukaryota; Metazoa; Arthropoda; Insecta; Hemiptera; Aphididae. The record is from the annotation of a GenBank genome assembly.